Capsicum annuum is the source of this 1887-nucleotide messenger RNA. RefSeq lists its product as uncharacterized. The record is from RefSeq and is a predicted model, not a curated record. The coding region runs from base 465 to 1490 and encodes 341 amino acids. The transcript is spliced from 7 exons. NCBI's taxonomy places the organism in Eukaryota, Viridiplantae, Streptophyta, Magnoliopsida, Solanales, Solanaceae.
UCUUUUUAACAAAAAGACAGCAAAUGCUGUCUUAACUAGUUAUUGUCAUAGUACUAAAGUAUACUGUUUCUUGAUAAUAUACAUAAUAUCUUCCACAAGAUUUACCCAAUUAUUGCCACAAAUGACUGUCAAUCAAAGUGGUAAAAAAGUAACUGCUGCAUCUGCUAGAGCUCACACUAGAAAAUCCAAGAAAAACAAUACCCCUUUUCUCUUUUCUACAAGAUUUUUGGCUAUGUUUAUAGCACUUGUGUUAUCACAAAAGAUGGGAACACAACCUACAUCUACCCCAAAUCCAGAAGUUGUUUGAUCCAUAACAAUUGAGCACAGCAUGACCCAGCAGCAACGUAUUCAGCCUCAGCAGUAGACAAAGUUCUGAAUUUUGCUUCUUUGUGGACCAGGAAUGCCUUGAAUACACACAUACUUCUCAAUCCAGAUCUUGUGGUGAUUCCAGAAGUGAGAUCAUUAUGAUUGCUCAAAUAGCUGUAGCAACAGCAGUUGGAGUGUUCGGAUGGGCUUAUUUGGCAUUACUUAAGCCUCCCCCUCCAAAAGUUUGUGGCUCACCAGGUGGACCUCCGGUGACUUCACCAAGGGUCCAGCUCAGUGAUGGGAGAUAUAUAGCCUACAAAGAGGAUGGCAUUGCCAAAGAGAAGGCGAAGUACAAGAUCAUUAUUAUUCAUGGCUUUGAUAGUUCCAAAGACUUGAUAUUGCCGAUUUCCCAAGACUUAAUACAAGAGCUCCAAAUAUAUGUCCUACAAUAUGAUCGUGCUGGUUAUGGAGAGAGUGAUCCACAUCCAAAGCGCUCAGUAAAGAGCGAAGCACUUGACAUUGAGGAGCUAGCUGAUAAAUUGCAAUUAGGACCCAAGUUCUAUGUGCUUGGCAUGUCCAUUGGAGCGUAUCCUGUGUGGAGUUGCCUAAAAUACAUACCGCAUAGGCUGGCUGGAGUUGCCCUUGUUGUUCCGUUUGUGAAUUACUGGUGGUCCUGUUAUCCUGCUAAACUAUCGGAAGAAGCUCUGGGGAAGAUGCUUCCACAAGAUCAACGAUCAUUCCGAGUUGCACAUUAUGCCCCAUGGCUGGUCCAUUGGUGGAUGAACCAAAAGUGGUUCCGUGGUUUAAGUAUUACGGAAGGGAACAUGGCGAUAUUUAGUCCUCCAGACCUAGAAAUGGUGAAGCAGCUAUCCUCUGCCCCUAGUCCUGGUCAGGAGAAGGUACGACAGCAGGGCGAGUUUGAAUGUUUGUAUCGCGACCUGAUUAUUGGUUUUGGAAACUGGGACUUUACUCCAACGGAUAUCAAAAAUCCUUUUCCAGACAAUGAGGGUUCGGUCCAUCUUUGGCAAGGACAUGAUGACAGACUUAUUCCACUCGAACUCAAUCGUUAUCUAGCGGAGAAGCUCCCUUGGAUUCAAUAUCAUGAGGUUCCUAAUUCUGGACAUUUGUUAAUUUACAAUGCUAGUCAUUGUGAAACCAUCUUGAGGAAACUUGUCACUGGUUGAAUGAGAAAAUAUAUUAUGCAAAUAUAGCAUGCAUUUGUGGAGGGGAAACAACAAUAAAGUUGUCUACGGGUGAUCUAUAAGUCAACGGAUUUGAGCUGUGGAAGCAACCACCAUCCCUUUGGCUGCGGCCCUUCUCCGGACUUUGCUUAACAUGGGAUGCUUUGUGCACCAGACUACCCUUUAGCAUGUAUUUAUGGUCAAGAUGGUAACGUGCAAUAAUCUGAUUGAGCAAAACUUAAGUGACAAUUGUGAACUUUAUUAGCUUUUGUAAUAAAUAAUGAGGUGAAAAUUUACCACAUAUCUACUGUUGUACAUUGCAACAUAAAAUCCAGUAAUAACAACAAUAACAUGUCCAGUGUAAUUUCUUAAGUGGAGUUUGAAAAUAGCUUUCUUAAAA